AUGGCUCUCCACCUCCUGGGCCUCGCGCAUGCGCACAGCGCGGAGGGCGAUGCGCUGGGGCUGUCGGCAGUGGCGGUCGCAUGCGCCCAGGCACAUCACUGGCGGAAGGCCCUCGCCUUGACGUUGCAGGCGCGACGGCGCCAGUCGCGGCGGCGUCUCGCGCGGCAGCAGCCGCUGGAGGUGGCCGUGCAGUCACUCAAGGCAGCCCUUUGCGCGGUGCACGUGGACCUAGGCGAUGACUUGAGUGUGAAGCCGGCCGAGUUGAAACCAAUGAUGCGCCAGAUGCAGGAGGCGUGGAAUCGCAACUGCUAG
Molecule: messenger RNA, 312 nt
Organism: Durusdinium trenchii
Lineage: Eukaryota; Dinophyceae; Suessiales; Symbiodiniaceae
Source: the annotation of a GenBank genome assembly